CCUACUCUCCUUCACGCCCGCUCCCUCGUCACCUUUUGCUUUCCCCUUCCACGUCAAUUCUUCCACACCAUAUCAUAUCCCGCUAUCCAUUUACUGUUUCCUUCCCUCCCUUUGCCCACUGCCUCUGUUGUCUUCAAUCCCAUCUGCCCGGGUGUGGCUCUUCCCUCUUGUUACAACCCGGAAUCGCCAUUCGGUGUUGUACAUACACCCGCCACCUACUCCUCCACUUACCCCCAAGACCCCCCAAACCGUCACUGCAUUCGCCAUGGCCACCAUGGACGAAUCACGCUCGCCUAACACUGUCCUAGACGACGGACUUGCACUCGAAAAGGUCGCCGUCGGACCAUACUGCAUCUUCGAUGCUUUCAAACCCUCCCCGAGUCCCCGAUCUAACAACACAAUAGCAGCCUCGCCCCUGCUUAGAAAAAAGGCCAUCAUGAACAACCUCCCUCUCCCAGGCGACUUCGCUUUCACAAAUGCCGAGCGCGCCCCUUGGCUCACCACCUCGGGCGACGACAUGGCCCUCACAGCACCUGCCCCUGAAGAUUUCACCCGAAACGAUUGGAACGAAUGGAUGCAAUGGGACCCGAAUUCGUCGCAGCAUCAACAAGCCCAACCUCAACCUCAACCUCAACCACAAAACCAGAGCCAGGCUCAGCCGCAGCCUCGGGACGCGAAACCUCUGAACCCUCAGGGGCCCGUCUGCUUCCUUAAGCCCGACCAGCGCACUCCCCUCUUCAACCGCCGCCAGAUCCCCCAACUACCUCAGACUUCCGUGGACAUGCAAUCUAGUGCCAUGUCGGCGCCACCCCUCCCCGCUACACAUCUCGGCACAGUGCCUUUCAGUUUUGGCGAAGGCGUAGUGCCUCCCACCGCGUUCGAUUUCGCCGGAACCGCUCUGAGCUCUCCUUCCACAGGUGAUGGCCAACAGCAACACGGAUUCUACUCGCCACCUCUCUGGGACCAGCAACAGCAACAAGGCGACAGGAACCUAUUCUCCCCACAGGCAUUCGGUCACCACGGAUUGGCUUCCGUUCCCGCUCCUCCUCUGUCCACGCCUAGCCUGCAGCACAGCCCGUCUUCCGUGAACAAUGGCCGAACGAGCUCCUCAUCCGCACAGUCCUCGCCAGAACCCAGUAUCGAGAACACAAAGAAGCGAAAGUCGUCCUCCGAAGAGACCGAACCAGAGCCAUCGGACAAGAAGGAGAAGCAGCCUCCCGUGAAGAAGACGGCCCACAACAUGAUCGAGAAGAGGUACAGGACGAAUCUCAACGAUAAGAUUGCUGCACUCCGAGACAGUGUACCCAGCCUGCGAGUAAUGUCGCGCCCCGGUGGUGGCAAUGAAGAAGACGACGACCCAGAGGACCUGGAAGGCCUCACCCCUGCCCACAAGCUCAACAAAGCCACCGUGUUGUCGAAAGCGACCGAGUACAUCCGCCAUCUGGAGAAGCGCAACAAGCGCUUGCAAGAGGAGGUCGGAACGCUCAAAGGUAGACUGGAUAGUUACGAGAAGAUGGCCAUAUCGGGCCCAAUGGCCUUGCACGGAUCGGUGGGAACUCCGGACGGAAGCCGAUAUCACGACGACCCAUUUGCACACCACGCCGCCAUGCAGCAGGCCGGCCCACCGCAAGGCAUGAUCCCAGUGCCAGAGAGCAUGGCAAACCUUCAUCGCGGACUCCCACCACAGCCUCACUAUGCUCCCCAGGCUGCCGCAUACCAACAAUACUCGAACGGCCCGGGCCGACCCACUCACGCUGGUCCACCGAUGGUCAACAGCCGACGCAGCAGCGCAAUGAUGGGCAAAUUGAUGGUUGGUUCGUUGGCUGGCUUGAUGAUCAUGGAAGGCCUCGUCGAGCGGGAGCAAUCGCAGGAGGAGCCCGAAGGCCGCGGACUCUUCGCUCUGCCAUUCAACCUCGCCGCUGUUUUCGCACCACGCGUUUCGCUGGGCGCUGCCUCUGCUCAGUUGCCACUCGCCAAGUUGUUGCUCGUAUUUGGCGCAGUCUUCUACAUCAUCGCACCGCUUCUCGACUUCCGCUCCAAACCUAAGAAGAAGGCUCCUCCCGCAAUCCUCCUGUCCCGUGCUCCGUCACUCGCGUCUCCCGUCGAAGUGCGCCGCAAGGCCUGGUUGACUGCUAUCCAGACGGUAUGGGUUCCUCGCCAUAAUUUCCUUCUCGAGGUCGCCGCUUUGGCCUUGAAGACCCUCAAGCUCAGCACUCGCAAGAUCAUCGGUUGGCCAGCAUAUGCUUUCCUAUUCGGCAUCACCAAGGAGCAAGAGGCUGCUCGAGUUAAGGCUUGGCUAAUCGCUUUGGACGCUCAACUCACCGGAGGCGACGCUGAGAUCAGCAAAAGCCGCCUGGUCCUUACUCUGAUGGCAUCCGGAACCCUGCCUGACACUCCAGCCCUUCUUAUGCUGAAGGCGCUGCACAUUCGAGUCUUGCUUUGUGAACUUGCGAACACCCGUGUCGGUGGUUGGAAGAUUCUGGAGGACUUGAGCGCCAUGUUGGCUCGUCGGUACUGGAACCUUGCCCGCACAGAGCACAAAGUCGCGAAAAACGCAUCUUCCAAGAAUUCGGAUGUCGAUCAGUUACCAUCGCAUCUUGCUGCGCUCCUUGAGAUGGAGUGCGACGAGGUGUUGAUUCCCAGCAUCGUCCAGCGUGCCUACAACUUGGCUUGGAACAAACCCAGUGCAGAAAACACCACACUGGACAAGUCAAUGGACGGCGUCGUCGAAGACUUUGCCAUCUCUUCACCACUUGAUGCUCUUGCAGCUUGGUGGUCUAGCCAUGCGACCCGAAAGGCUCUUAUUGGUUGCCUUGGUUCGAAGGGCAAGACUGUGAAGGACAGUGUCAAGCGGGAAUUGGAGCUGGCUGGCCGGACGGCGCCGCCCACCUCCCAGGCCCGCAUUCGAGCUCUUGCAGCGCAGGCUGUCGUCCUGGAUGAUAACCGAACGGACCGCAUCGCGACUGCAUUUGCCGCCCUUCCCUCCACUCCAGAACAAGCGGAGAACAAGAGCGUCUCCGUCAAGUUUGUCAACCUGAUCAGUAACGACGCCCUGCCCGCCGAUGUUCAGAAUGCGCUCACACUUGCCAAAUGCCUUGCCCUGGUCGAGUGUCUGAACCCUCAAGCUCGUCCCCGUGCGGUGCUUACCGUCAACAACCUGUCUUUCCCAGAAGCCACUACCACUUUGCUCAGUUUUGUCGCUGGCUACAAAGUGCUAAGGCACUUCAUCAACAACCCAUCCCUACAGUUUGAGAGCAGCGCUGGUCUGGAGCGUCUGGCAAGCUCUUUGCGCAUGUGGAUUGGGCAUGCUACUGGCCGCCGCAGCGGCCUCUCCAACAAGAUUCGUGCCCGUGUCAUUGAACAAUGCCUCGAUGCUAGCAAGACCCUCGUCGGGUUGGCAGAUCCCGAGGACAUUGACGAUGGCUAUGUCAGUUCAAGCGUAAAGGACGAUUGAACAAUUAGGCGGGCACAUUUUCUUUCUUUCUUUUUCUUCUUCUCCCAGUUAAACAAUUCUUUCGCGGGAUAUACCAGGCAGGUGCCGGAAUACUUUUUGAUAAAUAGGCGUUAUUUGGAUUCGAAGACCACGACAAGGCUAUUGGUCAUUGCAUAUGCGUUUACAUCCCUGGCCGAGACCUAUUCAGGCCCAAACAGAGCACUUUUGCUCCAUUCAGAUUUGGACCUCUAGAGAUCAGGGACCAAAGUCCACUCAUCCACCAACUUACUUUCUUUUGUCGAUAUUAUGUAAGGCAUUGGGACUAAAUGAAAGGGGAUAUCCUUUGGGAGGAAUCGCAGGAAAUAUGGGCAACGGAAGCUCCUAAUGAGCUACAUAUAUGGGCGGAACAUGUGCAUUUAAGCGGAAUGCAUAUCCGACAGAUUCUAGAAUCAUUAUUCAUGACUGUAGCAUAGAAUCCACCUGCUAUUCACAGCAAACCGC
This is a messenger RNA of Aaosphaeria arxii CBS 175.79, 3934 nucleotides long. RefSeq lists its product as uncharacterized. The record is from RefSeq and is a predicted model, not a curated record. Lineage: Eukaryota; Fungi; Ascomycota; Dothideomycetes; Pleosporales. The coding region runs from base 266 to 3454 and encodes 1062 amino acids. The transcript is spliced from 2 exons. Gene Ontology annotation, molecular function: protein dimerization activity. Gene Ontology annotation, biological process: positive regulation of transcription by RNA polymerase II; SREBP signaling pathway.